AAUAAACAGAAAUUCCAACCGGCAGUAGGGUUUUGUUGUUUGCUUUGUGACGUUUCCGAUUUGAAGCAGAGCAAAAGGCAAAGCCCUAAGUUUUGCCGAAUUUUUUGUCAAUUGAAGAGAAAAUGGCGGCGAAGAAGCCCGAGCUGCAAUUGUACAACACUACGACGAAGGAGAAGGAGGUAUUUAAGCCGAUUGUUGAUGGUAAAGUUGGGAUGUAUAUUUGCGGCGUCACCUCCUACGAUCUCAGCCACAUCGGCCACGCGCGCGCCUACGUUGCUUUCGAUGUUCUCUACAGAUAUCUCAAAUAUUUGGGCUAUGAUGUUACGUAUGUGCGGAAUUUCACUGAUGUUGAUGACAAGAUUAUUCGUCGAGCGAAUGAGGUUGGUGAAGACCCCAUAGCAUUGAGUGGGCGGUUUUGCCAAGAGUUUCUUAAUGACAUGGCUGAUCUCCAGUGCCUUCUGCCUACCGACCAACCACGUGUUACUGAUCAUAUGGAGCAAAUCAAGGAUAUGAUAGCUAAGAUUAUUAGCAAUGGCUGUGCUUAUCCUGUUGAUGGAGAUGUUUACUUCUCUGUUGAUAGUUUCCCAAAUUAUGGUCGUUUAUCGGGGCGGAAGCUAGAAGAUAAUAGAGCUGGAGAACGGGUUGCUGUAGAUACAAGGAAGAAAAAUCCUGCUGACUUUGCUCUGUGGAAGGCUGCAAAGCCUGGGGAGCCACAAUGGGACAGCCCCUGGGGUCCUGGAAGACCAGGAUGGCACAUUGAAUGCAGUGCCAUGAGUGCUCAUUACUUGACACACACAUUUGAUAUUCAUGGUGGCGGGAUGGAUUUGAUCUUUCCUCAUCAUGAAAAUGAGAUUGCUCAGAGUUGUGCUGCUUGCUCAGAGAGCAAGGUUAAUUACUGGAUACAUAAUGGUUUUGUUACAGCAAAUGAUGAGAAAAUGUCAAAAUCUGUUGGAAACUUUUUCACCAUUCGCGAGGUUACGAAAUUGUACCAUCCUCUUGCACUGAGGCACUUUCUCUUGGGAACUCACUACCGUUCUCCUGUCAAUUAUUCCAUUUCUCAGAUAGAAAUUGCUUCAGAGGCUGUUUUCUACAUAUAUCAGACUCUUAAGGAUUGUGAAGAUGCGUUGUCUGCAUUUAGAGAAGAUGCUGGACUCAACAAUCCAAAAGUUCGUAUCAGCCCUGCUGCCCAAGAAUGUAUAAGUAAGCUGCAUAACGAUUUCGAGACAAAACUAGCUGAUGAUCUGCACACACCCACCAUCCUAAAUUCUUCCCUGCAAGAAGCAUUCAAAUACAUCAACACGAGUGUAAACUCAUUUAAGAAGAAGCAGCAGAAGCAACAACAAUUAUCCAUUGUUAAGUCGCUUAUCGAUCUAGAGAUAGAGAUCAAGCAAGUUCUCAGCACUCUUGGAUUACUUUCCAGUUCCACUUACGCUGAGGUCUUGGAACAACUGAAAGACAAGGCUCUGAAAAGGGCAGAGUUGACUGAAGAGGAUAUUCUCCAAUCAAUCGAGGAAAGAACACUAGCCCGAAAGAACAAAGAGUUCUCGAGAAGCGAUCAGAUCAGGAGUGAUCUUGCUGCAAAGGGAAUCGCAUUAAUGGAUGUCGGGAAUGGCACUGUCUGGAGGCCCUGUGUGCCAGCUCAACCGGAGAGCAGUCAGGCUGAUACCAAAAAGGCGCCGCCUGCUCAAACGGAGAGCGGUCAGGCUGAUACCAAAAAUGUGCCGCCUGCUCAACCGGAGAGCGCUCAGGUUGAUACCAAAAAUGCGCAGCCUGCUGAAAAAGGUCAGCUGGCUAAACCAACCGAUAAAUAGAAGUUCCGAACAACAGAUAGAUAGUCCUUUCUACUCCAAGAAUUCGGACUAUUGACCAAGAAAUUUGUAACUUAUUUGUAAGCUUUGUAGCUCUGAAUCUCUGAUGCAUAAACUCCAUCCUUUUUUUUCUUUAUAGAUAUUUUUAUGUUUUUUUUUUC
This is a messenger RNA of Salvia hispanica, 1969 nucleotides long. Its product is annotated as cysteine--tRNA ligase 2, cytoplasmic-like. Gene Ontology annotation, cellular component: cytoplasm. NCBI's taxonomy places the organism in Eukaryota, Viridiplantae, Streptophyta, Magnoliopsida, Lamiales, Lamiaceae. Gene Ontology annotation, biological process: cysteinyl-tRNA aminoacylation. Gene Ontology annotation, molecular function: ATP binding; cysteine-tRNA ligase activity. The record is from RefSeq and is a predicted model, not a curated record.